Messenger RNA from Punica granatum (pomegranate), 2331 nucleotides. The record is from RefSeq and is a predicted model, not a curated record. Lineage: Eukaryota; Viridiplantae; Streptophyta; Magnoliopsida; Myrtales; Lythraceae.
AAGAUGGAAAUGGUGCUGAAGAAAUGUUCUGCCGUCUUCGGCUGUGGAAGAAACCAGAACGAGGCCGAAGAUGCUUGCGAGGCCAAAGACGAGUACAUGAUCCGCAACGGAGCUCUGCUGCUGCAGAUGCAGAUCUCCUCUGGUCACGGAAAAGGAUCCGCCAGCGAACCCAUCAGAUCUUUCUCCGCCCGGGAGAUCAAGGAAGCCACCAACAACUACGACGAUCGCCUUAUCCUAGGCCCGAAGUUUUAUAGCACUGGAUACAGGGGAACUCUGGAAGAUGGCCGUGUGGUUGCCGUCAAGUCCCCUCGAGGCCAGCAUCCUAAUGGACAGGUCAUCGAUUUCUUCCUGAACCAGGUGGUGAUCAACCAGAUUAUCAACCACAAGAACGUGGUCAAACUUCACGGUUGCUGCCUUGAGACCCGGGUACCGACCCUGGUCUAUGAGUUUCUUCCCAACGCCAACUUAUUCCAUCAAAUUCAUGGUAGAGGUGGGAGUAACAGCAUUGCCGCUUUUAACCUUCCGUGGUCCAAACUGGUGAAGAUUGCUGCCGAGACAUCGCACGCACUGUCCUAUAUGCACAUGGCCCUCGCAAAGCCUAUCAUCCACAUGGAUGUUAAGCCCACCAGCAUUUACUUGGACGAGUCCUUCACCGCAAAGCUGGCUAAUUUCGGUUUCUCCGUCUCGAUUUCAACUGGUGAGGAUUUCAUAAGCCAGAUUGCUGUGGGGACGUCUGCAUACAUGGAUCCGGAGUACUGCAUAACCCACCGGGUCACGGAAAAGUGCGAUGUUUACAGCUUCGGGGUCACCUUAAUGGAAUUGCUGACAGCGAAAAACCCAAUGGGUACUGAGAGAAGCCGCUACAGAAGAAACUCAGGCAUUCGCGGGGUUGGCAGUGAGAUGCGCAGCGAGCAGAGGAGAAGAGAGACCGACGAUGAGAGAAGUUGCAAUCGAGCUAAGGCGGAUACAUCAUGCUGCUAAGCAAAGGCAAAUAUGACUCUGCAGCCGAAGAUGGAAAUGGUGCUGAAGAAAUGUUCUGCUGUCUUCGGCCGUGGAAGAAAGCGGAAUGAGGCCGAAGAUGCUUGCGAUGCCAAAGACGAGUACAUGAUCCGCAACGGAGCUCUGCUGCUGCAGAUGCAGAUCUCCUCUGGUCACGGAAAAGGAUCCACCAGCGAACCCAUCAGAUCUUUCUCCGCCCGGGAGAUCAAGGAAGCCACCAACAACUACGACCAUCGCCUUAUCUUGGGUCGGAAUAUUUGCACUGGAUACAGGGGAACUCUGGAAGAUGGCCGUGUGGUUGCCGUAAAGUCCCCUCGAGGCCUGCAUCCUAAUGGACAGGACAUCGAUUACUUCCUGAACCAGGUGGUGAUCAAGCAGAUUAUCAACCACAAGAACGUGGCCAAACUUCACGGUUGCUGCCUCGAGACCCGGGUACCGACCCUGGUCUACGAGUUUCUCCCCAACUUCACCUUAUUCGAUCAAAUUCAUGGUAGAGAUGGGAGUAACAGCAUUGCCGCUUUUAACAUUCCGUGGUCCAAACUGGUGAAGAUUGCUGCUGAGACAUCGCACGCGCUGUCCUACAUGCACAUGGCCCUCGCAAAGCCUAUCAUCCACAUGGAUGUUAAGCCCUCCAACAUUUACUUGGACGAGUCCUUCACUGCGAAGCUGACUAAUUUCGGUUUCUCCGUCUCGAUUUCUCCUGGUGAGGAUUUCAUAAGCCAGAUUGCUGUGGGGACGUUUGCUUACAUGGAUCCGGAUUACUGCAUAACCCUCCGGGUCACAGAAAAGUGCGAUGUUUACAGCUUCGGGGUCACCUUAAUGGAAUUGCUGACAGGGAAAAACCCAAUGGUAUUUGUGGAACAGUGCAGCCACUUGGUCGAUUACUUCGUAUGGCAUAUGCAGCAAAAUCAGGUUUUAGGAAUUGUUCAUCCCAGGGUACUGAGAGAAGCUGCCACAGAAGAAACUCUGGCAUUCGCGAGGCUGGCAGUGAGAUGUGCAGCGAGGAGAGGAGAAGAGAGACCGACGAUGAGAGAAGUUGCAAUCGAGCUAAGGCAGAUACAUCAUGCGGCUAAGCGAAGGUGUUCGAUCGCACUAGGAAGAAUCGAACUAAGGCCAUGGCUGGGACUAUGCAAUUAUGCAAUUGUGAGAGAGCAACUCAUCAUAAAGCAAGUCAUCUCAUCACUAUUUUCGCGUGUCAAAUGUUGGCCUCAGUGCGUAGUCGCGAGUCGGGACAAACCAAUAAGGCUCAUGUGGGAAAGUUCCCAACCUUACAAUCCUUUUGGAAUCUACUGGUGCGAUAUAUGAUUCAAGUUCAGUUCUUUUUCUUUCUUU